Molecule: messenger RNA, 633 nt
Organism: Orycteropus afer afer
Lineage: Eukaryota; Metazoa; Chordata; Mammalia; Tubulidentata; Orycteropodidae
Gene: MSC
Product: musculin
Exons: 2
Coding region: 1-633 (210 amino acids)
Biological process (GO): regulation of transcription by RNA polymerase II; skeletal muscle tissue development
Molecular function (GO): protein dimerization activity; DNA-binding transcription factor activity, RNA polymerase II-specific; RNA polymerase II transcription regulatory region sequence-specific DNA binding
Source: RefSeq, a predicted model, not a curated record
AUGUCCACAGGCUCCGUGAGCGACCCAGAGGAGAUGGAGCUGCGGGGACUGCAGCGGGGGUACCCAGUCCCCGCCUCCACGAGGCCUCCCCUCCACAGUGCCGAGCGCAGCUACGCCUCGCCUAGUGACAACUCUUCAGCAGAGGAGGAGGACCCCGACCGCGAGGAGGAGCGCUGCGGGCUGGGCGCUGCCGGUGGCCCUGGAGGCUGCAAGAGGAAGCGGCCCCGUGUGGCUGGGGGCGGCGGCGCAGGCGGCGGCGGGAGCGGUGGCCAGGGCAGCAGCGGGAAGAAGUCCCUCCCGCCCAAGGGCUCGGCGGCCGAAUGCAAGCAGUCUCAGCGGAACGCAGCCAACGCCCGCGAACGCGCUCGGAUGCGCGUGCUGAGCAAAGCCUUCUCCAGGCUCAAGACCAGCCUCCCCUGGGUGCCCCCCGACACCAAGCUCUCGAAGCUGGACACGCUCCGGCUGGCGUCCAGUUACAUCGCACACCUGCGUCAGCUGUUGCAGGAGGACCGUUAUGAGAAUGGUUACGUUCACCCAGUGAACCUGACAUGGCCAUUCGUGGUCUCAGGACGACCUGACUCCGACACCAAGGAAGUUUCCGCAGCCAACAGACUAUGUGGAACCACCGCUUAG